CCUCCUCCUCGCUGCCCACCGGCCUGCGGCACCUCUCCGCGGCCUCCGGCCCCACCAGCGCACAGACAAUGACUUCAUGCGGAUUAUGCAUCUGAAGAAAUCACCAGCUCCCAGAUAGCCACAGGGGGAGGUAUCCAUGUGUUUGGCAGGGAAGCAGCCUCCUGCUCGCCUCCCUUCUCCUCCUCUCCUCUCCUCGCACCCGGCAGCUGCCUCCUCUCCGGCGAUGGUCGCCCGCGGUCCCCCCGCGCGGUGCUGAGCGAGGGCCCCGGCGCAUCCCCCGCUCCCACGCUUGCACCAAGGUACCGCCGAGGCUAUUUUUAUUCCCCACCACCACCCCCCGGGCUUCUUUUCCGGUUCACCCGCCGCUGCCGGGCUCGGUGCCUCGGCACCCUCCGUGCCCGCACGUCUCCCGCUCCCCGUUUUUCCCAGCCGGCGGCGAGAGGCUCAUCCCAAAUCCCGGCCCCCCCCCAUCGCAGCGGCAGCGCAGCCAGCCCAGCUCCGGCCACGGCCGCCGGCCCCGCUCCCAGAGUGGCCACCCCGGGGCGCUGGCACGGACCAUGAUGGACCUGAAAGUGGACGAGGAGGAGGUGGACAGCGGGCAACCGGUGAGCAUCCAGGCCUUCGCCAGCAGCUCCACCCUGCACGGGCUCUCGCACAUCUUCUCGUACGAGCGGCUCUCGCUGAAGCGCGUGGUGUGGGCGCUCUGCUUCCUGGGCUCCCUGGCCCUGCUCGCCCUGGUCUGCACCAACCGCAUCCAGUACUAUUUCCUGUACCCCCACGUCACCAAGCUGGACGAGGUGGCGGCCACCAGGCUCACCUUCCCCGCCGUCACCUUCUGCAACCUCAACGAGUUCCGCUUCAGCCGCGUGACCAAGAACGACCUGUACCACGCCGGGGAGCUGCUGGCCCUGCUCAACAACAGAUACGAGAUCCCAGACAUCCAGACGGCCGACGAGAAGCAGCUGGAAAUCCUGCAGGACAAGGCGAACUUCCGCAACUUCAAGCCCAAACCUUUCAACAUGCUGGAGUUUUACGACCGGGCCGGCCACGACAUCCGGGAGAUGCUGCUGUCCUGCUUCUUCCGCGGGGAGCAGUGCACCCCCGAAGACUUCAAAGUGGUCUUCACCCGCUACGGGAAGUGCUACACCUUCAACGCAGGGCAGGACGGGAAGCCCCGGCUCAUCACCAUGAAGGGGGGCACUGGCAACGGCCUGGAGAUCAUGCUGGACAUUCAGCAGGACGAGUAUCUGCCAGUGUGGGGGGAAACAGACGAGACCUCGUUUGAAGCCGGGAUCAAGGUGCAGAUCCACAGCCAGGACGAGCCCCCCCUGAUCGACCAGCUGGGCUUCGGGGUGGCCCCUGGCUUCCAGACCUUCGUGUCCUGCCAGGAGCAGCGGCUCAUCUACCUUCCCCCUCCCUGGGGCGACUGCAAGGCCGUGGCGGGCGACCUGGAGUUCUACGACAGCUACAGCAUCACGGCGUGUCGGAUCGACUGCGAGACGCGGUACCUGGUGGAGAACUGCAACUGCCGCAUGGUCCACAUGCCAGGAGACGCCCCUUAUUGCACCCCGGAGCAGUACAAGGAGUGCGCCGACCCCGCCCUAGAUUUCCUGGUGGAGAAGGACAACGAGUACUGCAUCUGCGAGAUGCCCUGCAACAUGACCCGCUACGGCAAAGAGCUCUCCAUGGUCAAGAUCCCCAGCAAGGCCUCGGCCAAGUACCUGGCCAAGAAGUACAACAAGUCGGAGCAGUACAUCGGGGAGAACAUCCUGGUGCUGGACAUCUUCUUCGAAGCCCUGAACUACGAGACGAUCGAGCAGAAGAAGGCCUACGAGGUGGCGGGUCUGCUGGGUGACAUUGGGGGGCAGAUGGGGCUGUUCAUCGGGGCCAGCAUCCUCACAGUGCUGGAGCUGUUCGACUACGCCUACGAGGUGAUCAAGCACCGGUUGUGCCGGAGGGGCAAGUGCCGCAAGAACCACAAGAGGAACAACACGGACAAGGGCGUCGCGCUGAGCAUGGACGACGUGAAGCGCCACAACCCCUGCGAAAGCAUACGGGGGCACCCGGCAGGGAUGACGUACGCAGCCAACAUCCUACCUCACCACCCGGCCCGGGGCACCUUCGAGGACUUCACCUGCUAACCGACGUCUGGAUGUACAGCCUGAGCUACCAAAGCCCCUGCGCGGGCAGAGCUGCCCUCCCCCCUGCCAGCGCCAGCGGAGGGACACACCACGGGGGCCCCCCGCUCCUCGGCACGGAGGGACGCGGACACGAGCGGCGGCCUCGCAUUUCGGGGCAGGCAGCCGGGAUUGGGGCGAUGCCCCCACGCCCGCCCCGCUCGCUCAGAGACUCCAGGGCGCUCCGGCCCGGCGGGGACGACACACACGCACAGGGGCCGGGGCAGGGCCAGCCCCGGCUCCCCCCACCCCAAACCCCCCGGCUCCCCUCGGCCUUUUUAACGACGAACCCAGAAGCCAAGAAGAAGCAGCCGUUGGGCCGCAGUCUCCAUCCACAGCCCUGUCCGUCUGUCCAUCCUCGUCUCCAUGCCCAGCCCACUCCCAGCGCCUCGCCCGCCGCUUGCCGGGACCCCCCCAUCAUUCUCGGAUCGUGGAGGGGCCCCAGGGCGUGGUUGGGGGUCCCUGGAGAGCCUCAGUGUCCCCUGGGACCGUCACCCCCCUGGGCUCUCCCGGUCGCUCCACGAGCACCACAACGCGGCAUCUCCCCCUGUCCAGAACAUCUUCCUCGGCCCCCGACAGCAGCUGCCCCCCCGGGGAUUUUUGGGGUGCCAGGGGCCUCGCUGCCCCUCCCUGGCAUGCACAGCCCUGCCCUGGGGGGGUCUGGGGGUCUCUGCUUCCCCCCACAGCGCCCUCAUUCACUCCAGGGUCUGCAUUCGGCCCCCCCAGCCCCCACACACCAGGCCAGAGCCCUCGCCGGGCCCAAGUGCUUCUUAUCUUUAAGAGCUUUUUUUGCAAUAAGUCUUUUUUAGUAAUUUUUUUUUUUUUUUUAUUUCCAAGCUGCCGUUUUAGGUUUUUAUUCCUGCCAUAUUUUUUUUUAUUUUUUUUUUUUAAUUCUUAUGCUUUGCUUCCUGACCAAAAUUGGGGAACUGGGGGUCAGUCCUUUCUGCCUGUCCAGCGAUCGCCCAAAGACGACGGGGUCGGCCACAUCCAUAAAUUUUCUUAUGGAUUUUUCCUAGUGUUUCCUAGUGGCAUUUCGUUUAUUUAUUUGCUUUCCCUCCUUCCCUUCUUUCCCCUUCAAGCUGUUAAAGAUGGGGCUGGGGUUUGACCUUGAGGCUCACCUGUUGAAGAAAACGCUCUUUUGUUAUUAUGCCAUCCGCAUUUUAUAUUUCUUAUAUAUAAUAUAUAUGACUAUAUAUAUAUGUGUACAUAUAUAUAUAAAUAUCUAUAUGCAUCAUGCCAGUGUAGAUACCCAUCCAAGUAGCGUUUAGGCCUUGUUCUUGUGCCAUUUUCUUCCUAAUUUUUUUUUUUCUUUUUUCUUUUCUGUUACUGAUCUCUGAAUGCCUUCAAGUGUAAAAAAAGUGUGGAAUUCUCUCCGGUAUCUGUACUAUGUACACACAUUUUCAUAGGAAGCACAAUAAGAUGACAGAUGCAUUGUACAUCAAUACCUGCUACUCUUAACGACGAUAUAAAGAAUGAUAUAAAUGACAUAAA
Myiozetetes cayanensis is the source of this 3668-nucleotide messenger RNA. It is a transcript of the gene ASIC1, whose product is annotated as acid sensing ion channel subunit 1. The transcript has 12 exons. Gene Ontology annotation, cellular component: membrane. The record is from RefSeq and is a predicted model, not a curated record. Gene Ontology annotation, biological process: sodium ion transmembrane transport. Lineage: Eukaryota; Metazoa; Chordata; Aves; Passeriformes; Tyrannidae. Bases 558 to 2141 code for a protein of 527 amino acids.